Armigeres subalbatus is the source of this 1265-nucleotide messenger RNA. RefSeq names its product deoxyribose-phosphate aldolase (gene Dera). Gene Ontology annotation, biological process: carbohydrate catabolic process; deoxyribonucleotide catabolic process. The record is from RefSeq and is a predicted model, not a curated record. NCBI's taxonomy places the organism in Eukaryota, Metazoa, Arthropoda, Insecta, Diptera, Culicidae. The transcript has 4 exons. Gene Ontology annotation, cellular component: cytoplasm. Bases 133 to 1098 code for a protein of 321 amino acids. Gene Ontology annotation, molecular function: deoxyribose-phosphate aldolase activity.
UAACACUCAUACCAUAUCGCUUUGCUUUAGUUUACUCAUUCCAAUCUUUCAUUUGCUAUCAGUAGUAUUUCAAACCUAAGAUCAGCCGGUUUAGUCUCUGCAUUCCUAUAACUAAUAUACAUCAAAAGCAACAUGUAUGAAGAAAGAAUAUAUCCAUUUGAUGCCUCUGUGCUGAAAAAUGUCUACAUCAAUCUGCGCAGCGUAGAACAGUCGGUUGACCUUUUGACGUCAUCGCUUAUCAAGCAACAAACUCCGGCACAAAUGCUGCACUGGACGCUAAAGGCACUCCGUCUAACCGACCUGACCACCCUGAGUGGUGACGACACCAGGGCAAACGUGGAACGGCUCUGCUUCCGGGCUGCCCAUCCAUUUCCAGAAAGGCACCUGGGCGGUGCUGCUGUUGGAAGCAUCCACACUGCUGCCGUUUGUGUCUACCCGAGUCGGGUACACGAUGCGUUAGAAUCAUUACAGGCAUUGGGAAUGGCUUGUGAAAUCAACAUUGCCGCAGUUGCAACUGGUUUUCCUUCUGGAUUGUACCCACUGCAAUCGCGUUUGAUUGAGAUCGAAUAUGCCAUUAGCCAAGGAGCGCGUGAAAUUGAUAUAGUUGUAGAUCGUAGUCUAGUGCUGAACAACAAAUGGGAGCAGCUUUAUGAUGAAAUUUUAAAAAUGCGACAUGCUUGCGGUGAUCGGGCCCAUCUGAAGACAAUUUUGGGUAUCGGCGAGUGUGGAACUAUGGUUAACGUCUACAAAGCAUCGAUGGUUGCAAUGCUGGCCGGAUCAGAUUUCAUUAAAACAUCCACUGGUAAAGAAGCAGUCAACGCAACCUUACCAGUAGGGUUGGUUAUGAUCCGUGCAAUUCAAGAAUUCCACAGGAUGACAGGAAAGAAGGUCGGACUCAAGCCAGCUGGAGGCGUUCGUUCCGUUAAGGAUGCCGUAGCCUGGAUGAUCAUGAUUCAAGAAACACUUGGUGAUGAGUGGCUUCAACCAGAGCUGUUCCGGUUUGGAGCAUCAGGGCUUUUGGAUGAUGUAGAAAAACAAUACUACAGUCUAAUAGAUCAGUAUGUACAAAUUUCUCAUGACAAAUGUCUCAAAGUAUAAUCGAUAAAUCAUAAUCAGGCUGACAAUGCAACAUAUAAAUUACAUUUUACCUAACUUGCCUUUCAAAAAAGGUGCAGUAUGAGUUCACAAAGUUUACAACGGUUUUCAAUAUUUUAUCUUUAUUAAAAUUUGUACAAUGUGUAAAAAUAAAUAACUAAAAAAUUGCA